Messenger RNA from Closterium sp. NIES-67, 10734 nucleotides. The record is from the annotation of a GenBank genome assembly. Lineage: Eukaryota; Viridiplantae; Streptophyta; Zygnematophyceae; Desmidiales; Closteriaceae.
AUCGACAUAGCUCAGUACAGGUAGAUCGUCACUUGGCAGAACAGGUAGCUUGCACGGGGCGAAACGCCCAGACGGGACUCCUGACUAGCGAGCGAUUGGUUGUCUGCGGUCUCUGUUAUUCAGCGGCGCAUUCUAGACUUAUAGGUCGGCAUGUUGGGCCGUUUUAUGUCGUCAGCCCUAAGCUGCUCUUCUUCGGCACAUGAGCAUCGAACCGUCGUCGUCACCGCAUGUCAUGGACAUGGCGACGAUAGACGACGCCGCAGGUGACGAAGCGUACACAACCGUCGACGUCUGGAGCGAUGGGUUACUCUCAGAAUCCGACGGCAGGGAUCAGCUGAGCCUCGGCCGCACGGCUGGCCUGCCGUCCGAUGAUGACGACGACGGCUGCGGCGGCGUCGACGGCGGCGGCAAUUGCGACACGCGCUGCCUGCUGUUCGGCCGGAGCUGCUCGCGCUAUCGGCGCCGGCUUUGGUUCUUUUCCGCGCUCUCGCCGGCUUUGUCGGGGGAUGACCGCAACGCGCCUGGCGGCUCGUUCUGGCCGUCGCCACACUGCACGCCGUGGCGCCGCGGUGUCGGGCGGAGACGGCACGAGAAGCCGCCGGAUGGGGUCGAUAGAAAGGGGGCAGGGCGGAGGUUUGAGGAAGUAGGAGGGAAGGCGGAGGAGGAGGGGGAGAAUGGCGAGGAGAGCGAUGGCGGGGAGAUGGAGGCUAAGCGGUGGAUAAGAGGGCGUGUGGGAGUGUAUCUAGGCGUAAUGGCGCUGUUAUUCCUCGCUCUGCUCACCACCGCCUUCACCGCGUGCGGCCUCGUCGCCUGGUACCUCUCGCCCGCCGCCUCCUCCGCUCCCUGCUCCGCCUCCCCGCCCGCCGCCGCGCCCCCAGACGCCUCUCUGCGCGCGCACCUGCUAGUCUCCCUGCAGAACGCGACAGUGGCGGCGCUGCUGCCGCCGCUGAACGCGGUGAACGCCAUGGCCGUGCUGCUCGAGCCCACUGCACGCUCUCUGGGGGCGGCGGGGGUGGCGGUGCCGGGAGGGAGAAGGGCCCGGGAACGGGCGCUAGCGCGGCUCAUGCGCAAGGUCGUCCCAUACAUGUAUCCUGCAUUUCUGGCAGCACCGUCAGUGUCGGCUGUGGUGCUACAGACAUACAACCGCUCUCAACCCACCCAGUUCGUGGGUUACUACCGUAACUGGACUGCUGACUCCCUGCUAGCCCAUGCCUCACACUCAUCACUUUUCUCCGAUAGCCCGCUCUACCCCUCACGUGCGUCUCCGUCUCUCUUCCCACCAUCAAAUGACGUAGCACCGCCGCCUGACAAUGCACCUGUUAACGCACCUGGUAGUAGUCCACCUGACAAUUCUCCUGACAAUAACACGGAAACACCUGGCGCGAUGCUGUCACCUGAGAAUGACACCACUCACAACAACUCGUCCUCUUUGUAUCUCCCUACUCUCCCCCUCCUCUUCGCCUCAACGAUCUUCCUUGGAAUCACCUCUUCCUCUUCCUCUUCCGCCCUGCCUUCCCCCCCAUCCUCCCCCUCCACAACCACUAACACCCUGUCCUCCUACCUCCCCCCCCCGAUUCCCACCCCCCCACCCCCACUGCUGCCCCCCACCUCCCUCCUCACCUCUGCUGCGCACAAGCCCUCCCCCUUCUGGUCUCUUGCGCCCAACGCCUCCGCCUCUCUCCUUGUCGCCUCCCUUCUCCCCCUGGGGGCCUCCGCCCAGCCUAUAGGGGCGUCCGCGCAGCCCUGGGCGGCGCUCUCCGCGCUGCUGCCCUUCCACCAUCUCUCCCUCCUCCUCUCCUCCCUGCCCUUGCCUGCUGGCUCUGCCCUGCUGCUGCUGUCACAGGAUGGCUACCUUGUGGCGUCAUCUCGCCUGCCCUCCCAGCCAGAAUCCUCUGCGCCAUCUGAUGCAGCAGCAGCAGCAGCAGCAGCAACCGCAGUUGCAGCAGUAGCAGCAGAAAGCAGCAGCGAUCCCCUGGUUCGCAGCACUGCUCUGCUGCUAGCACAGCGAUGGGGAUGGGGCAGCCGACAGCAGCAGCAGCAGCAACGGCAGCAGCAGGAGAUAGGGGGCUACGAGCAGGCAGAAGCGCCAGUGCACGAGGCAGCAGUGGUGCUGCAGGACUGGGUCGGGGGGCAGGAAGCGCAGCAGGGUGAGGGUGCAGGGCAGGAAACAACAACAGCAGCAGGGGCAGGGGCAGUGGAGGACCGAGUCAUGUCUCUAGAUGCCGUCCCUUUCAACGCGUCCUCCGGCCUCACUCUUGUCGCAGUCCUGCUGCUGCCCGUAAACUCCUCCGCUCCACCCCCCACCCCCUCCCCUUCCUCCUCCUCCUCCUCCUCCUCCUCCUCCUCCUCCCCCUCCCCUGCGCUGUCCCACGCCACCUCCACCACCAUCCUCUCGAUCUCUCUCACUGCCCUCGCCUGUCUCCUCCUCUCAUCCCUCCUCCUCUGCGCCCUCCUCCCUCUACCCAUCUCCCUCGCCUCCCUCCUCCUCCACCGCUCACUCUCCGCCUCUUCCUCUUCUCCCCCCUCCGUUCCGCGCCCCUCUGCGUCCUUGGCGUCCCUGCAUAGCCUGCUCUCCGUGCGCUCCUCCUCUCUCUCGCUCCUGACGGCCCGCGACAUGGCUGGGCAGCAGGGGGGGGGCGAGCGGAAAGGCAAGAGGAAGGAGAGGUGUGCGUGUGGGAGGGGGGGCGCUGAGCAGAAGAGCCAGUUUAUGGUGAACAUGAGCCACGAGCUGCGCACGCCCAUGGCGGGCAUCAUCGGGCUCAUGGACAUUCUCCAGUGCGACGACAACCUGACGCCGGACCAGCACGACAUCGUGGCGCAGAUCCACCGCUGCGCCAUGGCCCUGCUCGGCAUCCUCAACAACAUCCUCGACCUCUCCAAGGUGGAGGCGGGGAAGCUGGAGCUGGCGGAGGAGCAGUUCAACCCGGCGCGCGAGCUGGAGGGCCUCGUGGACCUCUUUGCCGUGCAGUGCGCGUCGUCGGGACUCGACAUCGCGCUGGACCUCGAUGACGACCUGUCUACCGACGUCGUGGGGGAUGCCCCCCGGUUCCGGCAAAUAUUCGCGAACCUGUUGUCCAACGCCAUCAAGUUCACCCCCCAGGGGUGGAUCACCAUCCGCGGCUACACCCAGCAGCUCGGCGCCUACCGCUCUGCUGCUGACCUCAUCCCCACGCCGCGCUCACACACGCAACCAGAGGGGUUUGGGCUUGGGCUUGAGGGGGUGGGAGGAGGGGGGGAGAGCAGGGUGCCUGCAUGUAAGUCGAUGGGUGCUGUGAGCGAGAGGAACGGUGGGAAGGGGUGGGGUGCGGUGGAGGAGGGGGUGGAGGAGGAGGGGAGAGGGGCGGUGGGGCGGUCGGAGAAAGUGGUGCUGCAUUUCGAAGUGGAAGACUCCGGCGUUGGCAUCCACCCCUCCAUGUGGACACGUGUCUUUGAGUCAUUCGUCCAGGAAGACGAGUCUACCACUCGCGCCCAUGGCGGGUCAGGCAUAGGGCUGAGCAUAGUGAAGGGCUUUGUGGAGCGCAUGGGGGGCUUCAUAGCCGUGGUCCCCAAGAACUCCCCCGGCACCCGCUUCGCCUUCCACCUCUCCUUCCAACGGCUCCCCCACGCCUCCCCCCCCCUCCCCUCCUCCCCCCAUGGCCUCCCCUCCGCCAACCCGUUUCUCCCCAGUGACCCCACCCUCUCCUUCCCCACCUCCCCUCCGUCGCACUCCCUCCCGCCCACACCUGCGUUUGAGCCUCUCUCUGCCUCUCCACCUCACGCCCAUGCAUCAGCUGCACCAUCUGCUACAACAGACACCACCCCUCUCCCUCCACCACCGCCACCACUACCAGCGCAACCAGCAGCAGGAGGGCCCCGUGCGUUCCUUUCUCGGGCGUCCAGGCGUGCGUGUCUCGCCCCGCCGCCAGAGCUAAGAGGCGUGCGGGUGCUCCUGUGUGUGGAAGAUGCCGUGGAUGUGGCGGUAGUGGAGCGCUGGCUGGCGCGCCACAGAGUGAGGGCAGGGCGAACGGAGAGCACCAAGGAGCUGCUAGUGGCAGUUAGGGACUGGGCGGCUAAGGCUAAGCUCAGACACAAGCAGCAGCGGCAGCAGCCGUGGGGGCAGGGGCAGGGUCAGCAGCGGUUGCAGUCGCAGGGGUCGAAUCCGUUUCUGGAUGCAAAUGGCGGCUGCGACCGGACAGAGUCUGUCGCCGCCUGGAGCAUUACUGCUGCUGCUGCGGUUGCUGGUGGUGGUGUUGGCUCUACUGCCAGUCCCGAUGGCAUGGGGCAUGGCGGGGGGGAGGAUGAAGCAGGGCAGCCGCAGCCGCAGCAGCAGCAGCAGCAGCAGCAGCAGCAGCAGCAGCAGCAGCAGCAGCAGCAGCAGGAUGACCAGGAGUUGGGAUUGGACAUAGACACAGAAGAGCGCCUGCUGGUUCUACUAGAAAUCGAGAAGCUACCCGGCAUGGCGCAGACCCCGCCUGAUCUCCCCAAAGUGCGCGCCUUCCUCUCCAAGCUGCGCUCCUUCCAGGCCAGCAGCGUCGUCUUCGCCUGGGUGCUCACCCCCGCUGCCGCCCCCUCCCUCCGCUCCAACCUGCGGGGAUUUUCUGUGGUGAAACCGCUCCACCCGGGGAAGCUGCAGCGCGUGCUGGGGCUCAUGGUGGGGGGGUCGGGGGACGGGGAGGAUGGGGAGGCAGGGAUGGGUAUGGGGGAGGGCGGGGACGGGCUGGGGGGGGGGGGGAUGGCGGUGGAUGGGUCGGGGAUCCCGGUGCUGAGACAAGAGUUGCUGGUGGCGCAGGGGACGGGGGUGCACUUGGCGGUGGAGGCGGCCCGGGCCGAGAAGCUGGAAGCGGUGUGGGAGGAGCUGCAGAGAACCCAUAGCACGGCCAGUACGGCUACUAAUAGCGUUGCCAACAGCGGCCCGCUUACCCAACCACCGCCUGCCGCCACCGCUGCUGCUGCUGCUCCUGCCACUGCUGCUGCUGCUACUGCUACUGCUGCUGGGAUUGGCGGCGGCGGUGGUGGUGGUGGAGGUGGUGGUGGUGCUAUACCUGGUGGUUCGUCGGCAUUCCCUCUGUCUGGCUCCGUAUCCAGCGCCCAUGGUGCUGCGAGCCACAGCAGCCACGUGAGCCACGUGAGCCACGUGAGCCUCAGCAGCAUGGGCAGCGGCAGCGGCACCACGCUCUCGCUCUCCCGCCGCAACAGCUCCGCAUCCAUCGGCUCCGGCCAGCUGGAAUUUCUCCUAGCCAGCGGCAUCGAUCUCGGCCACGAGAUCACCCACAGCAGCAGGCCCCACUGGCCCCGGGGAGGCGGGGGCCUGAGAGGCGGCGGAGGAGGGGGCGGGUUGCAGCGAGGAGCGUCGUCCGUUGCUGCUCUGAUGUCUGGUGGGCUGUUGGACUCGUCCCCCCGGCGAACCAGCUCCAUGUCGUCCCGCUCCCCGCCAGGGAUCUCCCCUCCUCGCCCCUUGCCCAUCCCCCGCCUCGCCUCCGGCCAUACCCCUGGCCGCCCUCCUCCGUUCGCCCCGGUUCCAACUGUUUACCCUCCACCCCCCCGCCGCCUUAUGACUGCUCUCUCCACGCCUCUUGACUUCGCUGCUCCUGGUUUACCCGUCCCUCCCUCUUCCUCUGCUAGUGCUGCUGCUGCUGGUGCAGGCAUGGGUACCCCUGGUGCUUCUCCUCCCAGUGCAUCCCCUGCCCCCACCUCCCGCCCCCUCUCUCUGCUCUCCCCCAUUCCUCACUCCGCCACAUCCACUACCCCCUUCACAACCGCUACCAGCAACAGCAGCAGCAGCAUGGGCAUGGGCAUGGGCAUGGGUAUGGGUAUGGGCAUGGGCAUGGCCCCGCGCUGCUGGUCCGAGGACACUCCGUACUCCGACGGCUCCUCUGCUCUCUCCUCCUCCCGCUGCCCGCCCUCCACUCUCGCGCGCACCAUGUCCAGCGCUGCUGCUGUCAGGGCCCAGCUAGGCGCCACCCUUGCUGCUGCCACCGCCACACGCGAAGCUGCUGCUGCUGCUGCUGCUGCCGCUGUGGCCGCAGCAGCAAGCGGAGGAGGAGGAGGCGGAGGAGGCGGAGGCGGGGGAGGGGGAGGGGGAGGAGGAGGAGGGGGGUUUGGGGAGAGCAGGGCGAGGGGGGUCGGGGGGAGCUUGAGUAUGAGCAGGGAGGGCAGUGGGGGGAUGGCUCGCCCGGCAACUCACACAGGGUCGUCGGGGCGGCCGCCGCUUGGGAGGCUGCCAGCGCCGGGGCUGAGUCCACUGGGGCAGCGCAUCAGCGCGUCGUUCAACGUGAGGAUGGUGGCUGCUGGCGUCAGUGCUGCUGUGGAGGCCGUUGGGAUUGGUGGUGCAGGCAGCAUCGGGAACAGCGGUGGCAGCAGCGGCAGCGGUAGUGGUAGCGGUGGCGGUGGGGUGGUGGGUGGAGCGAAAGCAGCAGGAGAGGCAGCAGCGGGUACUGGGUUUGGUGGCGGUCGUGGUAGGGAUGCUGUGGCUGCGCCUGCCACUGCGUAUGCUAGUGCGACUGCUCCUGCUGCUGCUGACGAUGCUGAUGCUGGUAGUGGUGGUAGCGGGCGGAUGGGGAUGGGGAUGUUGCAGCGAGCAGAGGGGUCAGCAGUGGACGCAGCAAGGGGGGUGAGUGAGGUGAUGGGGGAGAUAGGCCAAGAGAAGGGCAGGGUGGAAGGAAGAGCGGAGGGCAAGGAGAGGGGUGGUAGUGCCGAGGGGGAGAGAGCAGAUGAGGUGAUACGGCCAUCAGUGAGAGACGCUGUGAGGCAGUUUGAGGAAGCAGUCAGGACCACUGUUGGCAGCGGCAUCAGCAGCGGCAUCAGCACCAGCAUCAGCAGUGGCAGCAGUCCCCUAGGCAGUGGGCGCAGGCCCAACACGAGUGGCGGCAUUGGUAUUGGCAGCGGCAGAAUCAGCAGCAGCAGAAUCGGCAGCGGUAGGAGUGGUGCAAGUGCAGUGGGCAUAUCAGCAGAUAGUGGAGAGAUGGGAGCAAGUAGAGGGGGUGAGGAUGAGUCUAUUGGGAUGGCAGAGGGGGGAAUGAGGAGGCCGAGAACGAGUGAGGGACGGACGGAAAGAGUAGUUAUAGAUGGGGUAGAAAGAGAGGCAUGGAUGGGAGGCGGUGAGAGGGUGUUGAGACGGGGACUGAGGGGUGCAGAUGGGUGGGAGGCACAGGAGGGUGGAGCUGAGAGCAGAGAGAUGCAGCAGGGAUACAUGGGAGCUGAUAUUCUGGAGAUGAGGCGGGCAGGUGAUGGCGUGGAGGGCGGAGGAGAGGCACAGUUGGAUUCGCCUCAUCCGGGCUCUCGUGCACGGCGAUUCGGCUCCAGCGAUUCUCGUGAACAGAGAUUCAAUUCUCCUGAACUGAGAUUUGAUUCUCGAGAGGCACGGCAAAACGAAUUCCGGGCGCUGAAUCGGCCGCUGGGAGGCUCAAGGGAGGGGAAAGGGAGAGUGGGAGGGAGUUUCAACGAGAGGAGUGCUGGCGGAGCGAGUUUCAGGGAGUGGGGUGGCGUAGGGGGAGGGAGCUUUAGAGAAAGGGCGGGAGUAGGGGGGAGCUUUAAGGAGCGAGAAGGAUUGAUUGGGAGCUUCAAAAAGCGCGUAGGAUUUGGAGGGAGCUUUAGGGAAAGGGCAACCAGGGGAGGAAGUUUCACAGAAAGAGAGGGAAGCUUUAGAGAAAGAGGGGGGUGUGUUAGAGAAAGAGAGGCAGGCGCUCGGGAGCGAGAGGGAGGUGACAGCAGCGGCAGGGGCAGUGCAGGGGGCGUGGGGGACAGCAGUUUCUAUGAAGAUAGAAUGAGAAGCCCGGGCCGGUUUGCUGCAAGUGAGUCCCUACAGGGCCAAUCCUGUGGACGCAGUGGUUUGGGUGGGGCAUCUGGGGGAACGGGAGCAGCAGACGAGGCAGGGAGGAGUGGAGCUGUGGAAGGAGAGGUUGGGGAUGAAGGGGUGAGCCUGGAGAGACUGCCAGAGGUGGCUGCUGCAGCAGCAGCACAGGCUGGCGGGAAGGGGAAAGUGCGCAAGGUGGCAAAGGGAGCAACGGCUAGUGGCAAGGGAGUGAAGGGGAAGUCGAAGGGGGAGAAGAAGGGGAAGGAUGUUGCUUCGGCAGGGAAGGAAGGGGGGAAAGCCGUGGGGACGGGAGUGGGGAAGAGAGUUGGGAAGGGAGCAGGGAAGGAAGUGGGGCACGCAGCAGCUGCAGCAGACGGUGCAGAGGGGGUGGGUGCAGGGAGCGGGUGUAAGGUGAGCAAGAAGGGCGUGGGUGUCGUGAAGAGAAUGGGCAGCAAGUUGGGUGGGAAGAAGAGCAAGGAGGCAGGGGGGGUUGAGACUGAGAGGGAGGGUUCGGCUAGUGAAGGUGUGAACGGGACAGUUCAGCCAGAGGGCAAGGCAGGCAAGGCGGGCAAAGUGGGAAAGGUGGGCAAGGUGGUAGUGAAGAAGAAGAAGGGCAUCAAGACAGGAGAUGCAGGCACUGCAGGCACAGCAGGCACAGCAGGCACAGCAGGCACAGCAGGCACAGCAGGCACAGCAGGCACAGCAGGCACAGCAGGCACAGCAGGCACAGCAGGCACAGCAGGCACAGCAGGCACAGCAGGCACAGCAGGCACAGCAGGCACAGCAGGCACAGCAGGCACAGCAGGCACAGCAGGCACAGCAGGCACAGCAGACAUAGUGGAGAAGACAGGGAAGGUAGGAGCAGCAAAGAAAGUGGGGACGGCAGGGAGAGCGGCCAAGGGAGAGAAGGCGGGGAAAGUAAGAAAGGUGGUGAAGAAGAGCAAGGCUGCCAGUGCUGUGCUGGGAGGUGGGGGUGCUACGGACCAUGCAGCUGCUGCUGUUGCUGCUGAUGAUGAUGAUGACGACGACGACUCUGGUGCUGGUGGUGCUGCUGGUGCUAGUGGUGCUGCUGGUGCUGGUGCUGGUGGUGCUGGUGCUGGUGCUGGUGCUGGUGGUGGUGUUGGUGCUAGUGGUGUGGGUAUAGGUGAUGGCAACACGUUGAAGGUUCAGGAAGCCAGAGAGCGUGGCGUGAGGGUGGUGGGCGGGCAGCAUGGCACAGCAACUUUGCAGGAGCGCCAGCUGACAGCAGCAGCAGCAGCAGCAGCAGCAGCAGCAGCAGUAGGGUCGUUGCAGGAUGGUACGAUAGCAGCAGCGGUCGCAGCACGCACUACAGCAGCUUCAGAACCAGCAGCAGCACCAGCAGCAGCAGCGCGAGUGACAGCAGCAACAGCCCCAGCAGUCACUAAGGAAAAGUUACAAGCAGCAGCAGCAGCAGCGGCAGCAGCAGUGGGAGAGCCAUUGAGUCACCGCAAGUCCCUGGACACCGCUCCCCCUCGCUUCAUCAACACGUCCACGUCUCGUGCCAUGAGCAAGAGCCAGUCCGCCUCCACAAUCCCCAUCUCCUCCCACCUCACCACCGCCGCUGCCUUCGCCUCUUCCUCCACCCUCACCCCCCCUGCCGCCACCGCAGCCGCCGCCUCCUCCUCCUCCUUCUCCUCCUCCUCCUCCAACUCCUCUGUCUCGCUCGCAAUCCCCUCCCCCAAAACCCACCCUCCCACCGCCCCCUCGACUCCCCAACGCUCCCCUCCCCCCCCUCGGAGCCCCUCUGGGGGGUUCAACGGAAAGGCUCUGACCUCUCUCCGCCUGGGAGGCUACUGCGUGCUGCUGGCUGAAGACACCAUGGUGAUGCGGCGCCUAGCCACCAUGAUGCUGGAAAAGAUGGGAGCGGCGGUCACCGCUGUAGAGGACGGGCAGGCCGCGACUGAGGCGGUGGUGGAGAGGGAGAAGGCAGUGGCAGCGGGGCGAUCUGAGCCGUUCGAUGCUGUGAUCAUGGACUGCCAGAUGCCGCGGAUGGACGGGUACGGGGCGACGAGGUGGAUCAGGGCGAGGGAGAAGGAGGCAGGGGAUGGGAGGCACCUGCCGGUGGUGGCGCUGACGGCUCAUGCCAUGGCGAGUGACCGGGAGCAUUGCCUUGCUUCGGGCAUGGAUGCGUAUUUGACUAAGCCCGCUAACGCGGCGCAGCUGGUGGCCACGCUGCAUAAGCUCGUGAAGAAGGCGCCAUCGUGAGGCCAGCCGGCACGACAGGAAGCGGUUGGGUACCAGCUGCUGCCCUGGUUUUUAGACGUCUCGGAGCCAGGCUGGUGACCACGCUGCACAAGCUCGUGAAGAAGGUGCCGUCGUGAGCGAUGGUGUGCAGCCAGCCAGCGCGACAGCAACCCAGUUGCCAGAUGUGACUAGUUUGGAGACCACUCGGAACCGAGCUGGUGAAGAAGACACCGUCGUGAGACAUGGCGCGGCUGGUGAGCGGCAACCGGCGCAACAGCAACCAGUUACCAGCCACUGCCCUGCCGUAAUUUGAGAUGUCAAGGAACCAAGUUGGUGAAAAGGCGCCGUCGUGAGGGAUGGUAUGCGGCCCGCGCAACAGCAACUCCGCUACAGCAAUCGGUCCACCCGCCGCAGCAAGAUUCGAGACGUCUCACAUGACCAAGCUGGUGAAGAAGACGCCGUCUUGAGUGAUGCCUGCCUGCCUGCCUGCCGUUUGGCACGUUUUUUUAUGGGUUCGAGAUCUGUGGCCACUCGGCCACUCAGCCAGGCACCGGUGAUUGAUUUGGAGAACAAACGUACCCUGUGCAGCACGGCGAGCAGAUGAGGGCCUCAGAUAUCAGGAUGUUUUAUCCUGAAUUCCUGAUUUUCAGGAUGAGUAUGAGGUGCCAGUGUUAACGUAGAAACGAAUGAUUUACUAGAGGUGGAAACCUAGAACAAAUACUAGUUGGUUGUACUCACUAGAAGCAUACCUCAGUCUA